Molecule: messenger RNA, 1059 nt
Organism: Eremothecium gossypii ATCC 10895
Lineage: Eukaryota; Fungi; Ascomycota; Saccharomycetes; Saccharomycetales; Saccharomycetaceae
Exons: 1
Coding region: 1-1059 (352 amino acids)
Cellular component (GO): cytoplasm
Molecular function (GO): oxidoreductase activity
Source: RefSeq, marked provisional
AUGAGUACAUUGGGAGAACAGGACAAGCUGCGCGCGCUGGUCAUCGGGGCCGGCGCCGUUGGAGUCGUCGCAGCCUAUGCUUUAUUCAGAAAUGGUGGGGCAGAGGUAUCGCUGGUUUCCAGGUCGGACUACGACCGUGUUGUUUCACAGGGAUAUACGAUUGAUUCCGUCAACUACGGGAACGUUACCGGGUGGCGUCCGUCACAUCUAUACAAAUCGCUGACAGACGCGAUCGCUGCUGAUGUGUUCUACGACUAUGUGGUACUCACCACCAAAAACGUGCCCGAUGGACCUGUGCAGGACACCGUUGCGCACAUACUAGCACCCAUCCUCGACGCAAACAAACGCGUAGACCCGGAGAAGCCUUUCGGUCUGGUGCUGAUGCAGAACGGCAUUGACAUCGAGCACACCGUGUUACAGGACGGGGAUACCGCCGAUCGGAAGCUGGCACUCCUUUCGGGCGUCCAGAUGGUUGCCUCUACUAAGAUUGAACCGGGAAGGAUCAGCCAAAAAACGCCGGACCGCCUGUAUGUUGGUGCGUUUGACAUUGCGGACGAGCUUGCAAUUCAGUUUGCAAAGCGGUUCGUUAGUCUGUAUCAUAACGAGGGUGUCAAUGAGGCACUGUAUGACGCCAAUGUCAGGGAAACAAGGUGGACCAAGCUUCUAUAUAAUGCGUCCAUCAACCCCACUACCGCCCUCGUCGGACUCGAUGUUAGCCGCUGCUUAAGCUAUGGGAUACAGGGCAAAUCAACCGCAGAGCACAUAUUCAGGCCAGCCAUGAAGGAGAUCAUAGCUGCAGCCGCCAGCGAGGGCAUAGUGCUGGAUGAAAAGCUUGUUCCUUUCUUCAUUGAUAUUACGGGCAAGAUACCUUUCAAGCCAUCCAUGUGUGUUGAUGCAGAGCAUUCCAGGCUAAUGGAGAUUGAAGUGAUCCUCGGGAACCCUAUUAGGAUCGCAGAGAGACACAAUGUCCCUGUGCCCACUUUGUCUAUGCUUUAUCAUUUAUUGAUUCUUGUGCAGGGAAAACUGAAGGCCCAACAGGGAAUUGUCAACCAUGUUUAA